Cheilinus undulatus (humphead wrasse) is the source of this 1398-nucleotide messenger RNA. RefSeq names its product E3 ubiquitin-protein ligase TRIM21-like. The coding region runs from base 1 to 1398 and encodes 465 amino acids. NCBI's taxonomy places the organism in Eukaryota, Metazoa, Chordata, Actinopteri, Labriformes, Labridae. The record is from RefSeq and is a predicted model, not a curated record. Gene Ontology annotation, molecular function: protein binding. The transcript has a single exon.
AUGUCUGCUGCUAACUGUCUGCUGACUGAAGAUCAGUUCCUGUGCUCCAUCUGUCUGGAUGUCUUCACUGAUCCUGUCAGCACACCAUGUGGACACAACUUCUGUAAGAACUGCAUCACUAAACACUGGGACGUCAACGCCUCAUAUCGCUGUCCCAACUGUAAAGAGGUCUUCAAAAGCAGGCCUGAGCUGAAGGUGAACACCUUCAUCAAGGAGAUGGCUGCUCAGUUCAGACAGUCAGCUCAGCUGCAGCUUUAUCUGACCAUGAAGAAACAUCAGCUGGUCGACCCUGUGGAGAGUCUAGAGAGCAGGAUGUGUGAGAAGCAGGCCGAGCUGGGGAAGACGAAAGCUAAAAUGAAUCAGAUGAUCCAGAAGAGACGACUGAAGAUUGAAGAGCUCAAACACUCAGUGAAGCUCAGUGAUCAGAAUGCAGACAGAGAGAUAGCAGAAGGUGUUCAGGUCUUCAGCGCUCUGAUAGAGACUGUGCAGAGAAACCUCAACAGACUCAUCGAUUCAGUCAAAGAGAAACAGAGAAGGACAAAGAACCAGGCUGAAGGCUUCAUCAGAGAGCUGGAACAGGAAAUCUCUGAGCUAGAAAAGAGGAGCACUGAGGUGGAGCAGAUCUCACGCUCUGAAGACCACCUCCAACUCCUCCAGAACUUCACGUCUCUGAACGCUGCUCCACCCACCAAGGACUGGACUGAAGUCAGAGUCCAUCCACCUUCAUAUGAGGGGACUGUGAGGAGAGCUCUGAACCAGCUGGAGGAGACCAUCAGUGAACAGAUGAAGAAGCUGAUCUGUGAGGCGGAGCUGAAGAGAGUCCAGCAGUUUCGGGUGAAUGUGACCCUUGAUCCUGAUACCGCACAUCCUGAACUCAUCCUGUCUGAUGAUGGAAAACUGGUCAAACACGGUGACAUGAAGAAGAAUCUCCCACAAAGUGAAAAUAGAUUUGAUUUCAAUAAUUGUGUCUUAGCAAAGCAGAGUUUCUCUGCAGGCAGAUUUUACUACGAGGUUCAGGUUAAAGGGAAGACUAAGUGGGAUCUAGGAGUGGCCAGGAAGUCGGUCAACAGGAAGGAAGAUAUCACACUGUCUCCUAGGAACGGUUUCUGGGUGAUAUGUUUGAGGAACAAAAAUGAGUACAAAGCUUGUGCUAGUCCACCAGACCGUCUCUCUCUGAAGUCUGGUCCUGAGAAGGUGGGGGUGUUUGUGGAUUAUGAGGAGGGUGUGGUCUCCUUUUACGAUGUUGAUACUGCAGCUCUGAUCUACUCCUUUAUUGGCUGCUCCUUCACUGAGAAACUCUGCCUGUACUUUAGUCCCUGUAACAACGAUGGAGGUAAAAACUCUGCUCCUCUGAUCAUCUCUCCUGUCAGUCAGUCUUUGGCUGACUACACACACUAA